CAGGCCUCAGCUGUUUCCCGCCAAACGCCGCUACCAGAAAACCGCUGUGAGGCGUAGCGUAUGUUUGUCAUCCCGCGCUGCAGCGUACUAGUGAAAUACCAAAGUGAAGAAACUUUUUUUUUUUAAAUAGGAAACGUUGUCAGUGAUUGCACACUUUUGGGGUGCGAAGAUUAUGUCUGUUUAUGCCGGCGACGAGCAAAUAGUGUUCGACGGCAUCUCCGAGGAGAAAAAAGAGCUUUUGGGAAACGCGUCGAGUCGAAUAAACAAAGGCGGUGAACCACCCACAGCGACGAUGGAGGCCGAAAAGAGAAUCAGAAGAGAAAUCGCCAACAGCAACGAAAGGCGGAGGAUGCAGAGCAUAAAUAAUGGUUUCCAAUCUCUAAGGUCCUUGUUGCCGCAUCACGAGGGAGAAAAAUUAAGCAAGGCCGCAAUUCUGCAACAAACCGCCGAAUACAUCUACUCUUUGGAGCAGGAGAAAACGAGACUGUUGUCGCAGAACUGCCAACUGAAAAGACUCGUGAGUCAGCAUGAGAGCGGCGGCGGCGAAUUACCGCCAAAGAAGCGCAAGACUGAAAUCAUUUUACCCACGAUAACAACAGAGUCCUCCGACGAAGGGCUCGGUUCCAUGUCCCCGGAGCCCGUGAGUCUCAUCACCGUAAACGUUGGCUCCGAGUCCCCCGCCGAAUUGCGCCGGCAAUUGGACCGUGAAAGGGGGCUGCGGAUGGUGCUCGAGGAACAAGUGCGGCAAUUCGAGAGCCAGAUCUACCACCAACAGCAAAACACACAACCCCAGAUCUACCAAGUGGAGGGCACGGAGGAGCUCGCCCUCCAGCUGGUGAGCGCAGAGUGUUUGCCCCCUGUGGGGCACACGCAGACGGUGGUGUGCUCGCCGCCGGCGUCGCGCAGCCCUAGUCCCGAGCCCGAGCAGCGACUGCCAUCGGUGCUGGAGGCGGCCAUCAAGGCCGAGCCUAAGGUGGAGGUGGAGCGGCUGCCGUCGCCCAAUCCGGGCCACGAGGACGCCGCCCCCCGGCUGUACGCCUCCAACACCUCGCGCCAGAACCUAGAGACCAUCGUCGAGGCCAUCCGGCACUUGGAAGGCGACCACAUGUUUGGCGACGAGCCUCUUUCGCAGGAGGUGCCGUUAGCGCUCACCAAGAACGAGAGGAUGAACACGCUGAUGGAGUUUAGCGCCGCGAUGGUGCAGCAGAGCCAGCAGUCGCGGCCGGGGGUUAUUGUCGUCAAGCAGGCUUCGUGAUCCCGCAUUAUACAUUUCGCACGUUCGUAUUCCUGCAACGUGCCAAGCAUCCCGGAAGGGAAGUCGGGAUCUGUCCCCACCAGCAAAAGCAAACAGUGUUAGGUCGGCCUGCCGCCACUGAAACGCCGUCGUAGUGUUCCUACAUCGUUUCUAUCGUACGGCGGAGGGAGAAUGGACGGCGGCCGGCCAAGGUUUUUGAAAAUUCAGAUUUUUAAUAUGACGGUUUUUUUACGAUUUUUUUUUGUUACUUAAAAAAAGUAAUGUUUCUUUUUAUUUGAAACGCCAAAAAUAUAUUUAUCAUAAAAUUAGAAAUUGUAGUGAAAUUGUGUUCCUUUUGUACAUAUAUUUUUACUUUUAGGGAAAACGCCCUUAGCUCGGCGAUUAGACAUAGCUGUAUUGUAGCACGAGUAGUCCAGUCAAUGACAUGACGUAAGUAAUUUUUUUCUCAAAAAAGAAAAUGGUGGAAAUAAAUGGCUUACGCUCAGUUGAUUGUACUAUAUAAUAGAGAAAUAUGUUUCAUUUUCAGUUCGUUUGUUGUUUUCUUUUUGUUUAAGAUUAUGUUUUUACAAUUGUAUAUACUAAAAAUUAGUAUACGUAUAAUGAAGUUUCAAAAUAUUAAUGAUUGUUUUUCGUUACAUUAGUAGAAUAAUGGAGAUUGAGUUCUGAUGAUGAUCAGGGCACAUGCCGACACACAUUCAAAUAGUAAUAAUGUGGUGGCAAGAUCCCGUUGCAACUUGUUGCCUCUCUGUGAAUUGUAACUUCUGUCAUACCUGCAUGAGUGUGUAUUUGGAGUAAGGUGUGUGCUGAGUUUCUUUUUAUACUUAAAAUUUUUCGAGAAUAAAUUAGUUCCAAGCUUGACUCGGGACAGUACUGAAAUUCUGAGUAACUGCGAUAACAAGAGUAAUAAAUUUAGAUUAGGUAGGUACGGGAAGGGUCUUGUGUGGUGGCCGUUGUUAUAGUAGUAUAUUUUUACCGACGUAGGAAAUUGUUGAAAGGGUUAUUGGAAACGGAAGGUGACCACCCGCAAGGUCUUGUUGUUGGGAGUUGAAUGUCUGUCUACUUACAUCAUCCAAUUGAAAGGUUAGGAAAAUUUUUGCACUCAGUCGUGGCUGUUCAGGGAAAGUUCCUCCGUUUUUCAGUUGAUUUUUAUAUACAUUUUUUACAUUAUUUUUAGCUUUUCAGGGCAAGGCUUUCUCUUUAUUAUUACCCCUAAGUAUUCACAGUUUAUGCAAGACUGGGUGUAGACAUAGUAAUAAUAAUUAUAUAGAUGUACUUCAUAAGUCUACUUUGUAACUAUUGGAUGGAUGUAAAGUAAGUCGAUAACUAAAUUUAACGUUUCUUUAAUUGGUUCCCAUUAUUACUGUGAUUGUAUUUAUAUAAAAAUUCAUAACAUUACAAUGCUAAUUUAGUAUAUGUACUAGCCACAGGCUAUUUUGCGGGCUUGUAUCUGUUGAAACUGUUGCUUUUCAUACAGCACUCCAUAACUUGUCUGUAUUACCAGCGAUUGAUCAUCACAUACCGUUUGCAGCUAUUCUGACAAACUUAUUGAUGGUCUAUCGCUGAUUAUGUAUUUUGUUGAAGCUCCAAUGUUAUUGCAACAUACAUAUUAUUUUAUUUUUUUUACACGUUUUAAAAACAUCUAUGCUGCAGUAACUUUGAUCGUUUCCGAUAAGGUCUGGUCCGACAAAAUAAUCACUGCACACAUUAACUUAUUAUGGUUAUGUGCUUCGAUCAUUAUGUUGUGUCGCUUGUAUAAAAACAAAAAUAUUUCAAUAAAAUAUUAUAAAUUA
Messenger RNA from Tribolium madens (black flour beetle), 3045 nucleotides. RefSeq names its product transcription factor AP-4 (gene crp). NCBI's taxonomy places the organism in Eukaryota, Metazoa, Arthropoda, Insecta, Coleoptera, Tenebrionidae. Gene Ontology annotation, biological process: regulation of transcription by RNA polymerase II. The transcript has 3 exons. The record is from RefSeq and is a predicted model, not a curated record. Gene Ontology annotation, cellular component: nucleus. Bases 173 to 1255 code for a protein of 360 amino acids. Gene Ontology annotation, molecular function: DNA-binding transcription factor activity, RNA polymerase II-specific; RNA polymerase II cis-regulatory region sequence-specific DNA binding; protein dimerization activity.